CGAUUGUAGAACUACCGCUAGAAUUCAAGAGUCUGGACCUUGUAGGAAUCAGCAGAGCUACAACACCCCACAAUGUCAGAACGUCUAGACGAAAAUUCUGUGUCCCGAGGAUCCCAAACAAAUUCUCAACCUAAUUCCAACUCCAAUUCUGACACCACCACCUCCAACUCGAACACGUAUUCAAGCACAAAUACACACACAAGCCGCAACGGCUCUCACAAUGGAGUCAGAAACCAUAGCAUUAAAGUUCAAAUCCCGGAAAAUCCGUUUGAGCACACAGAAGUCAGAACAUAUAAACAUCAACCUAACACUGUACCGCCAUAUGUGCUAGAUACGCUUUCCAAGGAUCCCGUAGAUGUCCAGCAGACGGGACAUGGGGCCAGUAUUACAGGACCAGACAACGAAGUGAAUCCGCUGAUGAAAUCAACGCAUUCGAAGCAAACUGAGGAAGACCAGUUUCUCAGUUAUGCUAACGAUCCAUUCGUAAAGGCUAUGGGGCAGGACUGGAACAAGUUCUUGACCUCUGUAGAACAGCCACAGAGUUAUACAUCGGACAAGAUUCUUAUCGACAAUAACUACUCCUUUGCGUGGAACUUGAACGGUGAAUGGAAAGGUGACGAACGGUUAAGAGAUGAGCUAGAAGGAGCCUAUUUCAAACAGAAUAGAAACGAAAACCAGGAACGAGCAGGAUUUUUCAGGCGAUAUUUUAGUAUGGACCCUGUUAGCGAAGAUAAGGAGAGCCCUCGAGUAAGAUCUACAGCUGGGUAUUGGAUGUCUGGUGCUAACAAGCAGGAUAUGAUCACCAACAUCAUCAGUAGCUCCAAACGAAUGCUUGUUAGAAACCCUCUCAUUCCCUUGUUCUUGAGAAUUCUCAUUAUUCUCUUCUCUGCCUGUGCCUUGGCGCUCGCAUGUAACAUAUUUGUCUCUUCCAAACGAAAAUACAACGGCUCGCCGUUGGAGGAACAGCCCAGUACCAUCAUGGCUAUAGUAGUUCAGUGUUGCGCUGUGUUGUACGUGAUAUACAUUGCUUAUGACGAGUACCAUGGUGAGCCUCUAGGCCUUCGGGACCCUUUGGGCAAGAUGAAGUUGAUCAUGUUGGACUUGUUGUUCAUCAUCUUCUCUUCGGCGAAUCUCUCGCUUACCUUGAAUACAUUGUACGACGAUGAAUGGGUUUGUAAAUCCAACAACAAGCUCGAGAGUGUCGGGGUUUAUUCUCCUGUCAUCGGACCCAUUUGUCGUAGACAGAGGGCACUCGCGGCGUUUUUGUUUCUUGUAUUGUGUUUGUGGGUGGUGACGUUUACGAUUAGUAUAAUAAGAGUUGUGGACAGAGUGACUACCUCGGGACCAAGAAAUGAGUAGACUAUAAGAUAAUGGAUGAUAGGGAUAAUAGAAAGGAUAAUAAGACUUGAAGCAUACUAAUUAUUAAUGUAUAUGGAGUG
Messenger RNA from Scheffersomyces stipitis CBS 6054, 1439 nucleotides. RefSeq lists its product as uncharacterized. Bases 73 to 1359 code for a protein of 428 amino acids. The record is from RefSeq and is a predicted model, not a curated record. Lineage: Eukaryota; Fungi; Ascomycota; Pichiomycetes; Serinales; Debaryomycetaceae. The transcript has a single exon. Gene Ontology annotation, cellular component: fungal-type vacuole; cell periphery. Gene Ontology annotation, biological process: positive regulation of catalytic activity.